UUUGUGUAGAAUCGAGAGAGGCGAAUGAGGAGACAUCCAGAUAGCUUCCCAUUCCAGCUGCUCAAUGCCGGCCAGGGCUUUGUCAUGGGCAUAGUAUUGGGUCUAUCAGGAGUGGUAACCUCCCCCAUCCAUGGAGCACAAGAGGAUGGUAUCAAGGGAUUUUUCAAGGGGAUCGGGAAGGGCUUGAUGGGACUCAUCGCUAAACCCCUCGGAGGAACCAUCGAUGCCAUCACCCUGGUCCUGGAGGGUAUAGAGAGGGCAGCAGAGGCCGGUGAGCAGGUCGUAGGUCGGCUGCGCAUCCCGAGGUUCAUCAAUUCCACAGAGGGUCUGACGCCAUAUUCUCCAUACAGGGCUGUAGGUAACAGCAUCCUACACAACAUCAGACACAAGGAGAUCUUCAACACUGAUAUCUACUAUGCACAUGCUACUGUAUCAUCGGAUAGCACUCCUGAUGUAGUACUAAUCACAACAAGGAGAGUCCUGGUCCUAGAGAAGUGUCGCUGGUCUGGAGGCUGGGACCUGGAACAAGGAGACCGCUUCAAGACCAUCCUGACCCUACCAAAGAGAGAUGGCAAUAAAAUCAUCUUUGAUGCCGUGCAUGAAGGGAAGGACAAGAAGCGAGAGAUUGUUUGUGAGAAUCCAGAACUCUGCCAGUGGGUGCUGGUCCGGCUUGAAGAAGCUCUCCGGAAGUUCCAGGUGGAGAAAAAUCGGACAGUGACCAUCUAAACAGCAGCUGGAUCCAAUGAGCACAGUCUCCAUGCAGGCUAGAUGGAGGAGAAUGCAGGAGAUCCAUAAAGGGAAGCAGAGACACCAAAGGAUCAGAGCCAUCUAUAUACAGAGUUUGGCCAACCCGGUUCGAGUUGGACACAAUAUGGCGACUACUGCUUUGUUGGGCAAGCACAAAACAAAAGAAUAUAUGCCAUGUUGUGACCCAGUGAAACUAAGUUAGCCAAACUCUCCUAAUCAAUGGCACUGCCAAGGAUAGAAGCAUAUGAGGCAGUUGUAUGACUCGUCCUUCAAGGACAAUUGCUCUGUGGUCAUUGUUUUACAUCCAUCCAACAUGAUAACUAAUGCUAACCCUUACUCUAAACCUGAUCAAAAUCCAAUGGCAACCCAUACCCUAAACCUGGAUCUUGGAUGUGGGUUUCAACUGUGAGACAUGGGAACCUCGCCUGAGGAGAGGAAGAUUAGAGGUGCGAUAUACAGCUCGGAGGACUAUAAUGGGACAAGCUUAGAGAUAAGGGUAGAUAUAUAUUAGUAGAGGGUGUAGAAUGGAUAAGUAUUUUAGUGGUUUCAGGAGAUGUUGGGAAACUGUAAAGAUGAAGCCAUGGAAUCAACAUGACAGAUGAAAAGCUUUCGAUAAGAAGAUGAUUGUUUGACGAAAUAGUCUGUACUACAAGGAAAUCAUGGUAAUAUAUGUGAAAAUGUACAUGUAUUUAGUUGAAUUCAGAGGAUUUCAUGUACAUGUGUUUUGUUUGUAAACUAUGUCUUUAAUCAAAGUCAACUUUCACACUAUUUUUCUUGUUUAAAUUGCAAUUAUCUUGACUAAAAAACAUGAUUAAGAGCAGUAGUUAAAUUGAUGAUACUAUUGAUGUGAAUAAAUAUUUGUGAUGUUAAUGAUCAAGAAAUAUAAUAUGGUUUCUGUUGAAGGCCGUCAAGUUUAGUGGCCUAAGCAACUAAGAAACUAUUUUUUGAAACCUUCUCUAAGUUUUAUGUAGGAAGAGCAUUUUAGUCCUCUGUUUUGUUUCAGAAUAAGGAUGAGGGUCAUGGGCCGUUAUCAGUGACCUUCUUGUUUCAUCACCUCCAGUAUAUGCAUUUGACUAGAAAGUAGUGCUCUUGCGCAAAGCAUUGUGUUGUGUCAGCAUUUUCUAUAGAGCCAUCAUUGUUUCUAAAUUUACAUGGUAUUCUAAUCUUAAAUUGUGAAGUGAACUUGAUAGAAGAGAUUAGAUUAUUUUUUGUGAAGCAGAUUUAUUGUGCCAAUAUCAUGAUUUGUAGUUGUAAUAAUGAUUAUGAUCAUAUUGAUUAUUGUUAUGUAACUUGGCCAUUUGAAAAGCUGACCAGUAGAUUGAUAGGAAAUCAAGAGGAACAUUGCCGAAUGAACGUUGCUGCAUCCCGGUCUUGCAAUGUAUAUGUGGUAUUCAAGGUAUACCUCAAACAAUAGAAGUGGGUAGGAGGUGGGAAGGAAUUUGCAACUCAUUUAGGUACACUGUACUCUGGAAGGCAGAGUUUGAAAGUGCCAAUCAUGAUAUAUUUCAUAGAAAAGAUGUCUUUUGCUGAUGUAUUCUAGCUGCAGUGUUAACUAUUUUAAAGAUUAGUACAUGUAUUAAUAGUAAAGUCAUGAUGAGUAGACCUUAAUUCAGUUGUUUCAUUGAUGUAAGUAUGAAUGCAAAAUAUGAUAAAUCUCUUGAAUGAGAAUGUUAGCCCCUCAUUUGGAUGUACAUAUACCAGUAUUACCCUAUAAAUGGAUG
Molecule: messenger RNA, 2468 nt
Organism: Strongylocentrotus purpuratus (purple sea urchin)
Lineage: Eukaryota; Metazoa; Echinodermata; Echinoidea; Camarodonta; Strongylocentrotidae
Product: vacuolar protein sorting-associated protein 13A
Exons: 6
Coding region: 25-726 (233 amino acids)
Biological process (GO): protein retention in Golgi apparatus; protein targeting to vacuole
Cellular component (GO): extrinsic component of membrane
Source: RefSeq, a predicted model, not a curated record